Penicillium pulvis is the source of this 420-nucleotide messenger RNA. RefSeq lists its product as uncharacterized. Gene Ontology annotation, biological process: cell redox homeostasis. The transcript has a single exon. Lineage: Eukaryota; Fungi; Ascomycota; Eurotiomycetes; Eurotiales; Aspergillaceae. Bases 1 to 420 code for a protein of 139 amino acids. The record is from RefSeq and is a predicted model, not a curated record.
AUGUCGGCACUCACCGAAGUCCUCACCGAGGAUGACUUUUCGGCGCACUUGAGCUCGCUCUCUCCAUCCGCGCUGGUUGUUCUCUACUUCCACACUCCAUGGGCCGCACCCUGCGCCCAGAUGAGCACCGUCCUUUCCGCUCUCGCCUCGCAGUACCCCGCUACAGCCCCGCCGACCAUCUCAUUUAUCAGCAUCAAUGCCGAAGAGCUAGCCGAUAUCUCAGAGGAGUACGACGUGUCUGCUGUCCCCUUUGUCGUCUGCCUGCGCAGUGGCCAGAUCCUGGAGUCCAUUAGCGGUAGCGACGCCAUCAAGGUCCGCGACGCUAUUGAGCGCCACGCUGGUCGCGGAAACGGCGCCGCCCCUGCGGACGGUGCCCACCGAGCCCAUAUCCCCCCUCCCCCUCUCUGCCACUCCUCGUGA